Messenger RNA from Brettanomyces bruxellensis, 1077 nucleotides. RefSeq lists its product as uncharacterized. The transcript has a single exon. Lineage: Eukaryota; Fungi; Ascomycota; Pichiomycetes; Pichiales; Pichiaceae. The record is from RefSeq and is a predicted model, not a curated record. Bases 1 to 1077 code for a protein of 358 amino acids.
AUGAUCUCGGCCGAUGCUUAUGAAAAGCAGCAGAUUAUCAAAAGACGGAUUCCCGGAGAAGCUGAGCAAACUAACUCCUGGAAAGAUAGAAUGCCUAAUAGCUGGCAUUUUGAAAAAGAAGCAGCGCCUACCCUACUACCCAGACCCGGAGCACCUCCGCCAAAUAAAUGGCCACUUGCGAAGAUGUAUCAGGUUUUGAAGAUGAAGAAAGAGCCGGAGCUGAUAUAUGAAGCGGAGCCUCAUAAGAUGUAUUUUGUCUUCUGUUACGCUUUUGCACUUGUGUUCAUCAUAUAUGCUAUGAAUGCCUUGAGUAUAGGGCUUACACUCACUGAUCGCAUGUAUAAAGAUAAUGACAACAAACUAAAGGACUGGCAACUUGAUCUUGAGUACGUGAUGCACUUGGUUAUUUCUGUGGUGAUGGCUUGUCUUCCUCUUGGUAUUGGAUUUGGGUUUCUACUGUUACCUAGCCGGUUGAUAAGAAGAAUGUGGUAUCUUCCCGAAGGUUCUGGAAAGCCUGCGUACAUAAAAUUCACCACACAUCCAUUACUUCCUAAUCGUCCUACUCCCGUUUGUACUAUGCCUCUCGGAGUGUUGAGAAAGUCCAUGACUGCCAAAAUUUACAAUGGUAAAGGUUUUUAUGGUGUGACCGAUUCUUCAUUUUUCUUUUUCCUCAGGGAAAACGGAAGGAGGAUACCUUUUAUUGUUGAUCGAAAGGGAUUCUUUUGGGGAGAUGGCAGAAUGUUUGAUUUGUUGUUCAGUAACGAUACGAUUGACCAGGUUGAAAAUUCCAAGAAGAUAGAUGAAAUAUAUGGUGAUCUUCUAAGAGAGAGAAGAGAAAAAGAGCAGGCACUUAAGAAGGAGUAUGGAUUUGGAUGGAGGACAAAGGCGGCUGGAAAGUUAAUGGUUGAUGAUGUUUCAAAGAUUAAAAGCUUAAUUUCUGGAUCUUCUGACAAGUCUAAUACACCUGAUAAGCCAAAGUCAACUUCCAAAACAAGCUCUAAAGCAGACGCUGGCAAUUCCACCCCAAAAAAAUCACAAAGCAAAAAACCCAAGAAGAAAUAUGAAAAUAAGAAAUGA